Penicillium bovifimosum is the source of this 1389-nucleotide messenger RNA. Its product is annotated as hydrogen/calcium exchanger domain-containing protein. The transcript has 2 exons. Bases 1 to 1389 code for a protein of 462 amino acids. The record is from RefSeq and is a predicted model, not a curated record. Gene Ontology annotation, cellular component: fungal-type vacuole membrane. Gene Ontology annotation, biological process: intracellular calcium ion homeostasis; calcium ion transmembrane transport. Gene Ontology annotation, molecular function: calcium:proton antiporter activity. NCBI's taxonomy places the organism in Eukaryota, Fungi, Ascomycota, Eurotiomycetes, Eurotiales, Aspergillaceae.
AUGGGCUCAGUCAGGUCGGCACAUUCGCAGAACGCCGUUCGUCUCCGCAGCGGUGACCAGUCGAGGACGGUCCAGGAGAAGCCUUCGCAGAAUUCGAUCUUGCCUACAAACUCCACCUCGUCCAAGCGAGGAUGGACUCUAUUUCGGGUGGACACAGCCGGGGAAAGCGGUCGUACCGGCAUACAUCCAUGGAAUAUGCUCAAGGUGUGCUUUAGGAGUGUUUGUACGCUGUCAAUGGUUGUGAAUAUCCUCUGGCCAUUUGUUCCCGCCGCAAUUGUCGUCCACUUUGCGCGACCCGAUCUUCAUGUCUGGGUCUUCAGUCUCAAUUACAUUGCCAUGGUGCCCUCGGCAAACUUGCUCGGCUUUGCAGGAGGAGAGCUAGCCCGGAAAUUGCCAAAGAUGUUAGGUAUUUUGGUUGAAACCACCUUGGGCGCCGUGGUGGAGAUCGUACUGUUUAUGGUUUUGCUGUAUAAACAUGGCCGGACUGAACAUGCGAACCUGAUCCCUGUCAUCCAAGCCGCUAUCUUGGGUUCCAUUUUGGCCAAUCUUCUACUUUGCUUGGGCAUGUGUUUCUUCGUGGGCGGCAUCAAGCGUUCAGAGCAGACCUUCCACGAAGCCGUCAGUGAAGUUGGUACCGGGCUGCUGCUUGUCGCAGGCUUUGGUCUUUUGAUUCCAAGCGCGUUCUACUCCGCGCUGCGCGGAAGCGUCAAUCAAGAGUUCACCCUGGAGCAAUUGGGUGAAUAUUCCUUGACGAUUAGCCGUGCCACUGCGGUGAUUCUCCUGGUAGCGUUCUUGAUAUACAUUUUCUUCAACCAGCACAGUCAUAGCUCGAUCUUCGACGAUAUCCUAGAGAAGGACGAACACCACGACGAAGACCGACACGAGGAAAUUGCGAGGGCGAAGCUCACAAUGUUAGAAUGCCUCCUGGCCGUUACGGUUGCCCUGACUUGCGUUUGCUUGUCCGCCGUGUUUCUGGUCGAGGAGAUCGAGCACAUUGUGGAGCGCGGCGUUUCAGACAACUUCCUCGGGUUGAUUCUUGUUCCUCUUGUGGAAAAAGCGGCCGAGCAUCUCACCGCCAUCGACGAAGCAUGGGACAAUCAGAUCAAUUUUGCGCUCUUCCACUGCUUGGCACCUUCGAUCCAAACGGCGUUGUUGAACGCACCGCUCACUGUCAUUGUUGGUUGGGGCAUGGGCAAGGAUAUGAGCUUGAACUUUGAGAUCUUCAUGAUUGUUCUCCUGGUGCUUUCCAUUCUGGUUGUUGGGAACUUCUUGCGUGAUGGCAAGUCUAAUUACCUUGAAGGUGCUCUCUGCGUGUUGGUUUAUAUCAUCGUGGCUGUUUGCACGUGGUAUUAUCCUCACGUGGAGGUGGCGUCGUCAAAUCAAUCCUGA